Messenger RNA from Paramecium sonneborni, 208 nucleotides. NCBI's taxonomy places the organism in Eukaryota, Ciliophora, Oligohymenophorea, Peniculida, Parameciidae. The record is from the annotation of a GenBank genome assembly.
AUGGACAAGAAAUUGAAUAACAAGGAAAAUGUUAAGAGAAGUAUACAUUAAGAGUCAACCAUAAUGUUAAAAUAAGUAUCAAUAUAAAUCAUAGUGUGUUUAGCCAAUAAGAAUAGAAAUUUUGGAGAUUGUUUCUGGAAAAGCAAUAUAUGUAAAUAAUAAAAAUAAAAAGAAAAAGAACACAUUCAAAUCUAGAUGCAAAUAUUGA